AUGUCUCUCGAAUUAAGAGGACAAAACCAAUCGAUAAACGAAAAUUUAACAAAAGUGACUUCAAUAUCAACUCUCCAAGAUACAACACCUAUAGUUCAACAGCCACCAUCAACAACUGCAAUGAUCUAUAAAUCACCUUUAAUAACUUCAUCCAAAAUUCAAAAUUCUCAAGUUCUUAAUUCUCGUAUACCAACUUUUAAAAAUUCUCUACCAUCAUCAUCAUCUUAUAAUUCAAGAAUAUCACAAAAAACUGCGUCAUCAACCGUUAUCAAAUCAUCUGCUAUAAAAGAUGAUUCAAAAGAUUCUUGCGAUAAUUAUGAAAAAAUUUCUCAAAAUUUACUAGAGAGUAAUAAAGAUAUAUAUUCAAAAAAUGAUCAUACUUUUAAUUUAGGUGGAGAUGUAUCAAAUUUAAAUAAUUUAAAUAGUAGUAGUAUAUUAAAUACAAGUGAAUCAAGCGUUGGUGUUGAUAUAGGUACAAGUGAUUCAACAUCUCCCACUCCAUCUGUAACUGGAACAACUACUUCUGUUUCUCCUGCAUCAGAAACUCCUUUAUCUAUAACUCCAUUAAUUGGAACUUCAAAUACUUCAAGAUCUUCUCGAAACACUUAUAAUUUUCAUUCUCAAAGUGUAGGUCUUAAUGGCCAUUUAAGAAGAUGGCAUAGUAGUAAUUCUGGUCUUCAUUAUUCUAAAAAUUCAAAUGUUGGAUCAACAGAUCCUGAUGAUAUUAGAACAUUAUAUGAACGUUGGAAAUUGGUUUUACCUAAAGAUGAUUUAGUUUUUGAUCAAUUUAGCUCAAGUGUUGAUAGCCCUGCUCCUCCCUUAUCAUUUCAUGAAAUAAGGUCAACUAUUACUAUAUUUCCUCAUACAGUAUACAGCUUGAAAAAAAAGAAUCUGAAAGAUCACAAAAGUGGGCUUCAUGGGUGUCGUCAAAUAAAUUUGUUAAAAAAUCUGGAAAGUAUGGUUGUAGCAGUUAUGUUUUUCCUUGGAAUAAAAAGGUAUUUCUUGGUUACAAAUGGAGAUGCUGAGUCAGAGUUUGAUGAUAAUUUACACCGUACAUAUGAGACGUUGUUAACAUUACCUUCACAACACGAAAAACAAAUUGAUUUGGACAUUCCACGUACAUUACAUUCUCAUAUUAUGUUUCGAACAAGAUAUGGUCCUGGGCAAAGAGCAUUAUUUAACGUACUUCAGGCCUUUUCAAAUUAUAAUAAACAAGUUGGUUAUUGUCAAGGGAUGACAAACAUUGUAACGAUUUUAUUAAUGUAUUAUACUGAAGAGUGUGCAUUUAUAAUGUUAACAAAAUUAUUUACAAGAUGUAAUUUACAUAACUUGUUUAUACCUGGAUUUCCCGCAUUAUUGGAAAGCUUUUAUGUUCAGGAAAAAUUGUUAAUAAAAUAUGCUCCGAAAAUUUCCUCUCAAUUUAAUAAAUUACAAUUAUCAAGUACUGCAUAUGCAACAAGAUGGUAUAUAACGUUGUUUACAAGUGAUGUUGUACCCCAUCAUACUGUCCUUAGAAUUUGGGAUUUAUUAAUGUUACAUGGUUUUGACAUAUUAUAUUUUGUUGCAGUUGCUUUAUUAAAAUAUCAUAAAGCUACAUUAAUAACAUCAUCAUUUGAACAUGCAAUGAUAAUGUUAUCGACAACAUUAGUUAUAAUGGAUGAUGAUAAGUUAAUAAAAAAAGUUAACAAAAUGUUUAAUCUUAAAGAUAGAAAAGGAUUAAUCGAUACUUUAAAAGCAGAAUAUAGAAGUCAAAUCGUUUAA
Molecule: messenger RNA, 1761 nt
Organism: Scutellospora calospora
Lineage: Eukaryota; Fungi; Glomeromycota; Glomeromycetes; Diversisporales; Gigasporaceae
Source: the annotation of a GenBank genome assembly